AUGAGUGGUUUGUCACACGUCCAGCCAGUUGAUCUGGUCAUUCGAUUUACUGCUGCUAUACCGGAUGUCGUGAUAAGGGUGCCCUCUGUGAGACUUAUCACACCACUUGGUCUGCGGCAACAGAUCAGACUGCAAUUACCUGCCUCGUACGCCGCGAAUCGCCUACGUCUCAUCUCGGCAGGAAAGGUACUCCCUGACGCGACGGCACUUUCGAAAUGUAUCAACAUCCCUCCACCACCACCUCGCUCGAAGAACGAUUCAGCUGGAGCAAAAGACAGUACCAAGGGCAAGGCUCCUGCAGAGAGCACCGUCUCUAGGGUUUACAUCCACUGCUCAAUUGGCGACACUCUUACCCCAGGGGACAUUGCUUCUGAAGCAGAGGCCGCUGAGAAUGCCGACAAAGCACUCUUGACAGAUGCUCAAGUCGAAUCCGCUCCAACGCAGAGUCAAGAUGCUACAACGACAUCGUCCACACCUGCUCCUCGUGGGUUUGACCGUCUCCUCUCUGCUGGCUUCUCCCCUGGAGAUGUAGCCAACCUCCGUGCACAGUUCAUGGCCAUUCAAGCACACACUCAUACACCCGACACGAUGCCGACAGGAGACGAACUUCGCUCGCUGGAAGAAAGAUGGCUUGAGAAUGACCCUGCAAAUGCUGCAAACGGUGGUGCGGCAGGCACUGAUGAAGAAGGUGGACUGGAAGAUAUGCUCUGGGGAAAUCUCAUGGGUUUCUUCUGGCCCAUCGCUGCUGCGUGCUGGUUGAUGCGUGAAGAAGGCAUUUGGACGAGACGCAUGCAAAUUUCUGUACUCAGUGGGUUGCUGGUUAACCUUACCUUUGGCUUCCUGAGAAUUACGUCUUGA
This is a messenger RNA of Aureobasidium vineae, 858 nucleotides long. The record is from the annotation of a GenBank genome assembly. Lineage: Eukaryota; Fungi; Ascomycota; Dothideomycetes; Dothideales; Saccotheciaceae.